UAGGAGAGCUAAAGGACACAUCACCAGCCCUAUUGCUAGGCGCCCAUCGGGACCCCUUUUGCCUCGAGGCGUUGCUCAAGGACAACACCGGCCACCCAGUCAGUCAUCUUCUUGGGGGAAUUGUUGAGGUCCUAAAGUACCCCUGAUUAUUUAUUCUUCUUAUUAUUUCCCCUUUUUCUUUUUCAAUGUCAAGAGGAACCGCUGCCUAUUGGGAUCUUUUUUCGUGAUUUCGCUUUUUUUUCUUUUCUUUUGGCGGGGGGGCUUUCUUCUCCCUCCCCAGACUCACCCUCGCCCCGGGGGUUGAGAGAGAGAAAAAGGUUCAGGCUUUCGCUCUGUUGGUACAUGCUGGUGGGAGAAGCAUAAAGAGCUCAUCCAGGAAUGGUGGAUCACUUGCUUCCUGCGGAUGAAUCUUUCUCAUCCACACGGCCCUCGAUCGGAUACUUUGGGGACAUGACAGCAAUGGGGAGGUCCUACCAAAUGCUGCCCUCCCCAUUGUCUGAAGAUGACAGCGAUUCUUCGAGUUUUUGCUCUUGUUCCAGCCCUGAUUCCCAGGUUCUUGGCUCGAGCUAUGGGAGCUCAUCGAGCGCCGAGAGUCAGGACAGUAUCUUGGACUACUUGUUGUCCCAGGCAUCCUUAGGAAAUGGCCAUGCCUCUUGGUGGGACAAAAGGAGACUUCAGCCCAUUGUGAAGGAGGAGCAUUUCAGGAUGCCGGAGUUCAUGGUGGAGAUGGAAGAUUCUGGACCAUUCCAGCCCACCCUUGAGGAGAUAGAGGAGUUUCUAGAAGAGAACAUGGAGACCGAUCUCAAGGAAGGGCCUAAAAGUGAGACCAAAGACAUGCGAGCUUGUAGCCAGAUCACAGUGGCUUCCAUACAGCAAAAAGACCACACGGUGCCCAGUAUUAGUUUAAAAGAUAGUAAAAGUGAACAGUCGGGCAGCAUGACGGAAAGUAGCCAUGCAUCAAAUGGAGCAGUGUCCCUUGAUGGAGGGAUUCCAGUCAUGCUCCAAAUCCAACCAGUGCAAGUUAAACAACCAUCAGACAUGAGCCCUAGUUCACAAGGACCAGUGCAAGAGAACAUUAAAAUUGCACAGCUCCUGGUCAACAUCCAAGGGCAGACAUUUGCGCUGGUGCCACAGCUUGUCCAGUCCUCCAACUUGAACUCAUCUUCCAAAUUUGUCCGCAUUGCCCCAGUUCCAAUAGCUGCCAAACCUAUUGGGCCAGGAGGUACAAUCCAAGGCCAAGCUGGGGUCAUCAUGGGUCAAAAGUUUCAAAAGAAUCCUGCGGCAGAACUCAUUAAAAUGCACAAAUGUACUUUCCCUGGAUGUACCAAGAUGUACACAAAAAGCAGCCAUUUGAAAGCCCACCUGAGAAGGCACACAGGAGAAAAACCCUUUGCAUGUACUUGGCCGGGUUGCGGAUGGAGGUUCUCGCGGUCGGACGAGCUUUCUCGGCAUAGGCGCUCCCACUCUGGAGUGAAGCCUUAUCAGUGCCCUGUGUGUGAGAAGAAGUUUGCUCGGAGCGACCACUUGUCCAAGCACGUCAAAGUCCACCGGUUUCCUAGAAGCAGCCGCUCUAUGCGCUCAGUGAACUGAUGUUGUUGUCCUGCCAGCUCCUUUCCACCUGUCCAUCCGAGAACAGCAGCCGGCAGCACUUUCCUUCAGUCUCUGUCUCACAAUAAUUUAUUUGUCUCCAUAUAACAGCCAUGGCCGUGACUUCAUGCACGCCUCUUCUUUUCCUCAUCACCUUUGCCUUAUUUCGUUCCUUUCCUUUGCUGCUGCUUCUUCCUUUGAAAAUUACAGUGUUUUAUUUUUAGCUGUUUUCUCCUGCACCAUGAUAAUUUAUGGGCUACUUGCUGCUAGUUAAUUAUAGUUCUGGCAUUCCUGAGGGCUUUGCUCAUGUACAGGGCUAUUCAUUGUGAGUUCUUUUUUAAUUUUAAUUUUUAUUAUUAAGCCGGGCUAUUUGUCAAGUUUGGAAACAGCAAAUUCCUUUUUGGAAUGAAAACACCCCCUUUGUUUUUAGGUGGUGGGAUGGGGGAUCGUGCUUUUUUGUUGUUGAGGUGUUUUGGGAUUCAUUAGCUAGGAGUUUGUAGCAAUUACCAAAAGAGGAAGAGCAGGAGCAGGUCUGGUGUGUGUGUGG
Molecule: messenger RNA, 2134 nt
Organism: Elgaria multicarinata webbii
Lineage: Eukaryota; Metazoa; Chordata; Lepidosauria; Squamata; Anguidae
Gene: KLF15
Product: KLF transcription factor 15
Exons: 3
Coding region: 379-1590 (403 amino acids)
Biological process (GO): regulation of transcription by RNA polymerase II
Molecular function (GO): DNA-binding transcription factor activity, RNA polymerase II-specific; RNA polymerase II cis-regulatory region sequence-specific DNA binding
Source: RefSeq, a predicted model, not a curated record